Messenger RNA from Rotaria sordida, 1383 nucleotides. The record is from the annotation of a GenBank genome assembly. Lineage: Eukaryota; Metazoa; Rotifera; Eurotatoria; Philodinida; Philodinidae.
AUGUUUUGGACCUUCUUCGUUUGUCUUCUUCUUCUCAUCAUUGAAACAUCGUCUUUCAUUGAUAAUAAUGGAGAAAUUAAACCAAUAAUGGAAGCAUUACAAACGAAUGUAACAGUAAUUAGUGGACAAAAAGCAAAAUUAGCAUGUAUAUUUAGUAGUAUAAAUCAUGAAUUAUCACUUUCAUCAUCACAUCAAUUAAUAUGGAUUCGACAAAGUUAUGGAUCACAUAAUGGAGAUUCAAUAUUAGCACAUAAUCAAGAUUUAUUAAUAACUGAUUAUCGUUUAAAUAUUCAACGUACUGAUCAUGAUUAUUCAUUAACAAUAACUAAUGUUAAUAUUGAUGAUGAAGGAAUCUAUACAUGUGAAGUUAAUACUCAACCACCACAAAAAGCAUUUAUUCAUUUAUAUGUUCAAGAAGAAUCUCAUCCGACUCCAAGUCGAUCUGAUGAUCGUUUUUUUGUUUGUGCUUGCGUAAUAUUACCAUUUCUUGCUGAAGCAGCUUAUAUAUUUGAUGCUUUUUAUUAUCAUAGUUCUGCUAACUCCGCUAGUGGUUAUGAAGGUUUACUUUCAUCAAUUUUAAGUGUUUUUAUUUAUUUACAAUAUUGUGCACCACUUCGAUCACGUUAUAUACGUUUUUUUUAUCAUUUAAGUUUAUGGAUAUUAACUGAAGUUGGGACAUUAGCACAUAUAGUAUAUUAUGUUAAAAAAAAUGAUGCAUUACAUAUAAUUUUGUAUACUGUGUGGGCAACGGUAGAUACAAUCUAUUUUAUUUGCCUUAUUUGUUGUCGAGUAUUUUAUAAACAUCGUGGUCUUCAUGUUCAUGUACCAAUUGAACAAGAACAUUUAUUUCAUUUUAUGUCACGUUUAGAAGUUAUUCUUGCUUUAUUUAUUCCAGUUUUUUUCGAUACACAUCUUACAACAUUAACAAGAGAUAAUAUUGCUUUUUAUAUAUUAUUUGAUUUUUUUGCUGAAUCAUAUCAUCGUUUUCGUGGUGCAGCUAUUAAAGCAACAUUAUAUAUAUUUGUUGUUGCAGUAACAGCAUCUGUUGCAACAGAAUGGUUAUAUAUUGCAAAACAUGAACAUAAAUUUGAAAUAGCAUCAAUAAUAACUGAAAUUGUUGCUGCCUGUUUUUGUUAUUUAUUUAUUGUUAUGCAGUUUUUUCCGGGUAAUUUUAUUUUUAAAACAAAACGAAAAUAUCGUCAUAGAGCAAGAACAAUAUCAACAUCAACAACAUCAGCAUUUAGACCAGCACGUGUUUCUACUGCUCGUACGGAUGAUAUGAUUUCGUAUGGUUUUGAUUCUGAGAGACAUAUUUCUACUGCUCGUACGGAUGAUAUGAUUUCGUAUAGCUAUGAUCCUGACAGACAUGUUUCAUAUUUUUAA